This is a messenger RNA of Mollisia scopiformis, 1406 nucleotides long. RefSeq names its product zincin. The transcript is spliced from 2 exons. The record is from RefSeq and is a predicted model, not a curated record. Gene Ontology annotation, molecular function: metalloendopeptidase activity. Lineage: Eukaryota; Fungi; Ascomycota; Leotiomycetes; Helotiales; Mollisiaceae. Gene Ontology annotation, biological process: peptide metabolic process; proteolysis. Bases 1 to 1161 code for a protein of 386 amino acids.
AUGAUAGUUUCAUCGGGACCAGCGUCCGAAAAGGAGAUAGUAGAAGCUCAACCGGUGCCUGUCAGAACAGAGCUUGACAAGGCGCUCUGGCGAAAUUGCGAGCUGACUGACCACUAUUACGAUUUGGUUGCGAAGGAGGAUAGUGUUCAAUGGAUGACAUACGACGAGCUUGAAGGAGUUCAAUCCAACGCGAUGAUCAAGUGGAUACAGGAUCCAGCAAAGAAUCCGUUAUUCCAUAAGAUGGGUGCCCGUAGCUUGGGUUUGAAGCGAAGCAAUGGCCAACUCAGCGAGGUGGCUCGCACUGCCAAAAGGCCUGAAACUAGAAGGAAAGUUAUGGAAUGGGAAGAAAACGCAUGCGAGCACCUUGCACCGCUGUACAAAGAGAUGGUAUUGUUGCGCACUGAAAUUGCAAAGUUGGGAAGACACAAGAGCUUCUUCGAAUACAAAAGUCAUUUCAAGAUGAUGGAUGCCAGAUCUGUUGCUACGUCUCUCGAGGACUUGAGAAAGGAUUUAACGCCUCAGUUCCAGAGUCACAUGAAAAGCAUAUCGGAAAUGACACUGAAAGACCGCAACUUCUCAGCCUCCACUACACAGUUGCGCCAAGAUGUCCAGCAGAGUGGUAACGAUAUUCAAGCCUUUCCAGCCUCCCAUGAAGAAUGUCAACUUCACUGGGGAGAAGUUUAUAAAUACUCGUUUGAGAAGCGGAAGAAGUUUCCAUGGCGAGAGGAAGUACACGACUUUCCUGACUAUUUUCCUCUAAAUACCACUCUUCCCGGCUUGUUGUCCAUAUUUGGCCAUGUCUUUGGGAUAAAAUUUCGAGAGAUUCUCCCAGAUCAAGCUGAAUACACGAGAUAUGUUGCAGACUAUGUGGCCCAUCCCGACUCCUUCUCAAAAGCAAUGAAUCGGGAAGAUACGCUCAAAGUCUUUGUAGCACAUGAUACUAGUGAAUCGUGGAAAGGAUUAACGACCCUUGGAGUUGUGGUUUUCGAUUCUCUAAAGCGGUCAAAUAAGCCUAUCGGCGGACUAUGUCUUCCGUUUACGACGUACAAGCUAGACCGCAACCAGAUGGUCAAAAAACGUGGGCCUGGAAUCGCAAUCCAAACUGCUUUCGAACGGGCCAGCACAGACAGACCUACUUUACUUUACCCAUCAGAUCUUUAAACUCUAGCUCACGAGAUAGGCCACUGUAUCCACCAGCUGGUGCGUGGGGAUUUCUAUGGUCUCCCAUGGGACUUCGUUGAGAUACCAAGCACGGUGGCAGAAAACGGGUCCGUGAUCCCAAGAUGCUGCAAAAGCUAUCAUCGCACUAUGUUUACGAUAAAGAAGAAUACCUCAGAGCUUGGAAACGCAAGAAAGGCAGGGAAGCCGAAGUACCGCCCAAGCAGGCAACUCUGGAAACCUUUGAU